This is a messenger RNA of Desarmillaria tabescens, 373 nucleotides long. RefSeq lists its product as uncharacterized. The coding region runs from base 53 to 352 and encodes 99 amino acids. The transcript is spliced from 3 exons. The record is from RefSeq and is a predicted model, not a curated record. Lineage: Eukaryota; Fungi; Basidiomycota; Agaricomycetes; Agaricales; Physalacriaceae.
CGGAGGGAAGUUUGUGUCAGCCAAUGGAACUUCGUAUUUUGACGAGCAUUUCAUGCGUAAGCACGCGAAGGACGCAGCCAAGUUCAAGGCCGAAACACCCAAGUCUUGGCACGACUCUAUGGGGGAAAAACUGGCCGCGGUUAUCUCGCUGCCAGCGUAUAAAAUGUGGAGAAGCCAGUGGAAAGACCCCGAGGCUAUACUAUAUAUCGCCCCCAGUACGGCACUCCGUGCGAAGGAUCUGGAGGCCUUGGAGAUCGCAUUAUUGGAAGACCCAACUUUUGAGGAAAUAUACAUUGAGGGUUACAGGGUUACGAGGCGAUGGAUGGAGGCGGCGGUGGAAUAUGUCUCCUAAGACGAAUUUAACCACAGGAGA